Messenger RNA from Solanum lycopersicum (tomato), 1857 nucleotides. Its product is annotated as probable aminotransferase ACS12. NCBI's taxonomy places the organism in Eukaryota, Viridiplantae, Streptophyta, Magnoliopsida, Solanales, Solanaceae. Gene Ontology annotation, molecular function: aromatic-amino-acid:2-oxoglutarate transaminase activity; pyridoxal phosphate binding; L-aspartate:2-oxoglutarate transaminase activity. Gene Ontology annotation, biological process: amino acid metabolic process; biosynthetic process. The record is from RefSeq and is a predicted model, not a curated record.
AAACUAAAAAAGAGCCGCAAAGCUAAGCCCCUGAUUACCUUCCGGCGACAACAUCGCCACAUUUCCGCCGUCGUAUCCGGCGGCUCAUAUGACCUCGGCCGGUCAAUUGAAACCUAAUUUGGACAGCGAAAACGAUACCGGAAAAGCAUCUCCGGGGGACAGUGGAGGGACUUCAGGCAUGAGGCUCGUUGUGCCCUUACAAGGUGUAGUUCAAGGCAGAGGCGGCCUUAUUUUAGGCUCACUCAUUCCUUGUGCACUUUUCUACUUCCUCCAAUUCUACUUGAAACGACACCGUACUACCCCGUCUUCUUCUAAUCCUCCGUCACCGUCCACGUCAUCGCCGAACCUAUCCGAUUUACAACGCUCGUCUUCACGUUUAAAUUUGUCAACUCGUGGUUCCGUUGGCCGUGUCUUUUUGUCUUCAAGGGCUAGUUUGGUUGCUGCACCGAAUGAUUCCCCUUACUACGUUGGAAUGGAUAGGUUCCGAGCGGAUCCAUACGAUGAAUUGGAUAAUCCCGACGGUGUUAUUGAUCUCGGAAUUGCGGAAAACAGGUUGUCGCUUGAUCUGAUUGAGAAGUGGAUUUCAAGCAAUGUGAAUAUUGGAAGUGGCGGUGAUGGAUUGAAUAUCAAUGGAAUUCUUACAUACCAGCCAUUUGAUGGAAUGGCUGAGCUGAAAGUGGCCAUGUCAGGCUUCAUGUCUCAGGUCAUGGGAGAAAAAGUGUCAUUUGAUCCAUCUCGAAUGGUGUUGACAUCAGGUGCAACUCCGGCCAUUGAAGUUCUAUGCUUUUGUUUGGCUGACCAUGGAAAUGCUUUGCUUGUUCCAACCCCCUAUUAUCCUGGCUUUGAUAGGGACAUAAGAUGGAGAACUGGUGUAGAUCUUAUACCUGUUUACUGUCGUAGCUCCGAUGCUUUCAUGGUGGACAUAACAACUCUUGAUCAAGCAUUUAAUCAUGCUAGAAAGCGAGGGAAAAAGGUCCGUGGAAUACUCAUCUCAAACCCGUCUAACCCUGUAGGGAACAUACUGAAUAGGGAAAUGCUAUAUAGAAUCUUAGAUUUUGCGAGGGAGAAGAACAUCCAUGUAAUAUCAGAUGAAAUAUUUGCUGGAUCUAAUUAUGGUGGUGAAGAGUUUGUAAGCAUUGCUGAAAUUCUUGAUGAAGAUGAUGCUGACAGGGACAGGGUGCAUAUAAUAUAUGGAUUAUCCAAAGACCUUUCUGUGCCAGGGUUUAGGCUUGGCGUUCUGUAUUCCUUCAAUGAGAAUGUUGUGGCAGCAUCUAAAAAGUUGACAAGAUUUUGUGCCGCUUCGGCACCAACACAGAGCCUAUUAGUUGCAAUGCUUUCAGAUGCUGGGUUCAUCAAGGAUUAUAUGAGAACAAACAGAGAGAGAUUGCGCAAAGUGUUUGACUUAUUUGUGGCAGGUCUAAAACAAUUGGGCAUCGAAUGCAUGAAAAGCAGUGCAGGCCUGUAUUGCUGGGUUAAUAUGAGCGGAUUGAUUGGCCCUUAUAAUGAAAAGGGAGAGCUUGAGCUGUGGGAGAAGCUCUUGAAUGUAGCUAAGAUAAACGUGACUCCAGGGUCAGCUUGCCAUUGUAUUGAACCUGGAUGGUUCAGAUGUUGUUUUAGUACAGUAGAAGAAAAGGGCAUUCCUGUAGUUAUGGAACGGAUACGUAAAGUUGUUGAACUAGUUAGGCCUUCUGAUUAAAUGUUUAUAGCUUUAAAAUAGUGUAUGCUUUGUUAGUUAUGUCAUCUUUUUUCUGAGAAUGCACUGUCCCUAUUUUGGAAUUCGGUAUGUGCAUCAUUGACAGUUAAUACUAAAGUUGCACUCAUGUUGCCAAUUUUAUAAUUCCAAGCUGUACAGUAGAA